Molecule: messenger RNA, 1250 nt
Organism: Leptinotarsa decemlineata (Colorado potato beetle)
Lineage: Eukaryota; Metazoa; Arthropoda; Insecta; Coleoptera; Chrysomelidae
Product: aldo-keto reductase 1B
Molecular function (GO): oxidoreductase activity
Source: RefSeq, a predicted model, not a curated record
UUCGAUAAAUAAAAUAACAGUGUUUGAAUAGCGGACGAUGUAUUAGAGUGUCUCUCUACUAACAAGUCGAUUGAAGUGAAAAUUAAACAAAAGAUAACAGCAAAAUCAAAGCUUUUAUCAGUAACUUAUUUCAAAUUAUUAAAACAAAUCAAGGCACUUUUGCAUCCGACUCUCAUCACUCAACACAUCAAUAAAAUGUCUAAAGUACCAAAAGUUAAACUCAACAGCGGCUAUGAGAUCCCUCAGUUUGGUCUAGGAACAUGGAAGUCCAAGCCUGGCGAAGUAGAACAGGCAGUAAAGGAUGCGAUCGAUAUAGGCUACAGACACAUCGACUGCGCGUAUAUCUACGGCAAUGAGAAGGAAGUUGGAGCAGCUCUCAAAGCCAAGUUUGAAGAUGGAACCGUCAAAAGGGAAGAUCUGUUCGUUACCAGCAAGUUAUGGAACACCUUCCACAGACCUGAUCUCGUUCCGGGUGCCGUGAAAGAAUCAUUGAAAAAUCUAGGAUUGGAGUAUUUGGAUUUAUACCUGAUUCACUGGCCUCAAGGUUACAAGGAAGAUGGAGAAACAUUCCCAAGAGAUGCUGCAGGAAACAUUUUGUUCAGCGAUGUGGAUUAUGUGGACACCUGGAAAGCGAUGGAAGAGGUUGCCAAAACAGGGUAUGCAAAAUCCAUUGGGGUUUCUAAUUUCAACAAGAGCCAACUCGAAAGGGUUCUUGCAGCUGCUUCAAUUAAACCAGCUGUUAACCAGGUAGAAUGCCACCCUUACCUGAACCAAAGUAAGUUGAUCGACUUCUGCAGAUCCAAAGGAAUCGCCGUUACAGGCUACAGUCCAUUGGGUUCCCCAGAUCGUCCAUGGGCAACCCCUGAAGAGCCCCAGCUGAUGGAUGAUCCCAAGUUGAAAGAGCUUGCAAAGAAGUACAACAAGACCCCAGCUCAGAUACUUCUGAGGUAUCCCAUAGAAAGAGGAGUGAUAACAAUUCCAAAGUCUGUAACGAAGUCAAGGAUCCAGCAGAAUUUCGAAAUUUUCGACUUCUCCUUGUCCAAAGAAGAUGUUGCUUAUUUGGAUACUUUUGACUGCAACGGGAGAUUCUGUCCAAUGACAGCAUCCUUGGGUCACAAAUACCAUCCAUUUGAACACGACGACUAUUAAAAACUGUUAAUCCUAAGUGAGCUAUAUCUACGAAUGUAUUUUGUUUUCAUUGAAAGUUCAUAAUCCUCAAUGAUAUCAUUAAAUGUCUCCAUGUAACUAGU